Molecule: messenger RNA, 905 nt
Organism: Lycium ferocissimum
Lineage: Eukaryota; Viridiplantae; Streptophyta; Magnoliopsida; Solanales; Solanaceae
Product: peptidyl-prolyl cis-trans isomerase CYP18-1
Biological process (GO): protein peptidyl-prolyl isomerization; protein folding
Cellular component (GO): catalytic step 2 spliceosome
Molecular function (GO): peptidyl-prolyl cis-trans isomerase activity
Source: RefSeq, a predicted model, not a curated record
UUUGGUGUUUGUUUUAAUAGGACGAUUGAGAUAUCAUUGGUAGUAAUAUUAAGUGCGCUUUGGUUGCAGAAUUUCUUGGCGUUAUGCUCAAGCGAUUAUUAUGAUGGGACCAUAUUUCAUAGAAAUAUAAAGGGUUUCAUUAUCCAAGGUGGUGAUCCAACAGGUACAGGAAAAGGUGGAACAAGUAUUUGGGGUAAAAAGUUCAAUGACGAGAUAAGGGAGUCUCUCAAGCAUAAUGCAAGAGGGAUGUUGUAAAUAGCCAACAGUGGCCCUAAUACCAAUGGGAGCCAGUUUUUCAUUACUUAUGCCAAGCAACCACAUCUCAAUGGAUCGUACACCAUCUUCGGGAAAGUAAUACAUGGAUUUGAGGUUCUUGAUCUCAUGGAAAAGACUCCAACAGGACCAGGUGAUAAGCCGCUAGCUGAGAUCAGGCUCAACCUGACGAUACAUGCUAAUCCACUUGCUGGCUGAUGUUAUUCUGAAUGCUAAGGCAGUACGUGUAAUCUCAUUGUUCGCCUUGUUGAUUAUGGUGAAUACUUUGGGUUAUUGCUAUGGUCAACCUUCAUCGCUGACAAAUUUACUGGUAGAUAGAGAGUAGUUAAUACAGGAUGAUAAUAGUAAUGAAACUUCCAAUUCUUGAACUGGAUUAGUUACGGAACUGUUAGUUUUCGGGAAACACAAUCUUGAUAUCUCUAAAUAGCAAAUAUGGAACUUACUCCUUGAAAUGGUUCACUAGAUUUACAUGUUUAUUUUUUAUCAGCCUAAUGUAUCCCAAGUUUAUCAUGUAUGAAGAGUGAAAAUCUAGUCGGACUGAGUGUUGAACUAUGAAAAUAUUUAGAUUUAUAUAAUGUAAAUCCGGAGUUGUUAAAAGGGGUUAUACUUUUGAAUAUUUUGUACUUUUGUUA